CACGGAUCACCCUCCAUACCCAUGUGUGGGCGGUGUUGUGUGGAGCCACGCCUCCACUGGUGUUGCUGCUGCUGCUGCUGCUGCUGCGGGACUGAAGCUGAAUCUGCCCGCUUGUUCUCAGCCAGCAGAAGCGGCGAUCGCGACCGGAGUGUGUGAUCGCUCUCCGGGAGAGCAUCGAUGUGCAAAACCCCUGGAUUAUCCGUGCGCUGGAGAGGCCAGAACCGACCAUCGUGGGCGACUAUCUUCAACUAGUCGUGAAAAGGGAAAGAGCCACGGGAAAAGCAUGGCGGUAGAAGAGGAAGGUCUGCGGGUUUUCCAGAGCGUUAAAAUAAAAAUAGGAGAAGCAAAAAACCUCCCUCCAUACCCGGGGCCAAACAGGAUGAGGGACUGCUACUGCACCGUCAACCUGGACCAAGAAGAGGUCUUCAGGACCAAGAUCAUAGAGAAGUCCCUUUGUCCGUUCUACGGGGAGGACUUUUAUUGUGAGAUUCCACGUAGCUUCAGACACCUCUCCUUCUACAUCUUCGACAGGGAUGUCUUCAGGAGGGACUCCAGUAUCGGCAAGGUUGCAGUGAAGAAAGAAGACCUGCAGAAAUAUCACGGCAAAGACACCUGGUUCCAGCUACAACCUGUCAGUGCUGACUCAGAAGUGCAGGGGAAAGUGCACCUGGAGCUGCGACUGAGUGAAGUCAUCACAGACAGUGGGGUCAUCAACCAUAAACUAGCCACACGGGUUUUGGAGUGCCAAGGUCUUCCAAUCGUCAACGGCCAGUGUGAUCCCUACGCUGCUGUCUCCUUACUAGGACCUUCAAGGUCGGAAGCCAAGAAGACAAAAGUCAAGAGGAAAACCAACAAUCCACAGUUUGAGGAGGUUUUCUAUUUUGAGGUGACGCGGCCAUUAAGCUACACAAAGCGGCAGUUUGAUGUUGAGGAAGAGAAUGUUGACAAGCUGGCACUGAGGGUGGAUCUGUGGAACGCCAGCAACCUGAAGUUCGGGGAUGAGUUCCUGGGAGGGGUGCGAGUUCCUCUGCGAGUGUUGAGUCAGGCCGGUGUCCAUGACGCAUGGUACUAUCUCCAGCCCAGGGAGAACGGGGGGAAGUCAGUGAAGGUCGAGGAGCUCGGCUCUCUGCGUCUGAACAUCGUUUACACCGAGGACCACGUGUUCCCCUCUGAACACUACAGCCCCCUCAGAGAUCUCCUGCUGCACUCUGCUAAUGUAGCGCCUGUGUCGGCGUCCCCAGCUCACACUCUGGGCGAGGUGUGUCGAGAGAAACAAGAAGCCGCCAUUCCCCUCGUGCGUUUGUUUCUCCACUACGGCAAGAUUGUGCCUUUCAUCAGCACCAUCGCUCACGCCGAAGUCAACCGCACACAGGAUCCUAACACCAUUUUUCGGGGAAACUCCCUGACGUCCAAGUGCAUUGACGAGACCAUGAAGCUGGCAGGAAUGCACUAUCUGCAAGUGACACUCAAACCCAUCAUAGAUGAGAUCUGCACAGAACACAAAUCCUGUGAAAUCGACCCGGUUAAGCUCAAAGAAUCGGAGAACCUGGACACGAACAGGGAAAAUCUUCGUCACUAUGUGGACCGUAUCUUCAACGUUAUCACCACCUCCGGCGUUCGCUGUCCCACUGUCAUGUGUGAUAUCUUCUUCUCUUUGAGAGAGUCCGCUGCCACCCGUUUCCAAGUUGACCAAGAUGUCCGAUACACAGCAGUGAGCAGUUUUAUUUUCCUGCGUUUCUUUGCUCCGGCCAUCCUCUCCCCCAACUUGUUCCAUCUACGGCCGCACCAUCCAGAUCCCGCCACCUCUCGAACCCUCACCCUCAUCUCCAAGACGAUCCAGACCCUGGGAAGUCUCGCCAAGUCUAAAUCUGCCAAUUUCAAAGAGUCUUACAUGGCUGCAUUUUACGACUACUUCAAUGAGCAGAAAUAUGCGGACGCUGUGAAGAAUUUCCUGGACCUGAUCUCCACCUCAGGCAAAUGGGAUCAGAGGAGUAUUGAAACACCAAUCAUGCUCAAAGAGGGAUUUAUGAUAAAGCGGGCUCAAGGGAGAAACCGUUUUGGAAUGAAGAACUUCAAGAAGAGAUGGUUUCGCCUCACCAAUCACGAGUUUACCUACCACAAGACCAAAGGGGAGAGCGCUCUCUGCAGCAUUCCUAUAGAGAACAUUUUGGCUGUAGAACGGCUAGAGGAGGAGUCUUUCAAGAUGAAAAAUAUGUUCCAGGUUAUUCAGCCGGAGCGGGCGCUCUACAUCCAAGCCAACAACUGCGUCGAGGCUCGCGACUGGAUCGACAUCCUGACCAAAGUCAGCCAGUGCAACCGCAAACGCCUAAGCACCUACCACCCGUCAGCCUACCUCAACGGCCACUGGCUCUGCUGCAAGUUCUCAGUGGACACGGCCUCUGGGUGUACGCCCUGCACUGGCGGCCUCCCUGCAAACAUCCAGCUGGACGUCGAUGGAGACAGAGAGACCGAGAGGAUUUAUUCCCUGUUCAGCACAUACAUGACCAAACUGAUGAAGAUGCAAGAGGCCUGCGGCAGCAAAUCUGUGUACGACGGACCCGAACAGGAGGAGUACUCCAGCUUUGUCAUCGAUGACCCGCAGGAGACCUACAAAACCCUGAAGCUGAUUGUUUCAGUUGUGCAGACCUUGGAGCAGCAGCACACCAAGUACAAACGUGACAAGUUCAAGAAGACAAAGAUAGGCAGCGAGGAGCAUCCGAUUGGAGACAAGAGUUUUCAGUGCUACAUACGCCAGCAGUCUGAGAGCUCCACCUACUCCAUCUAGCCCUGUGUACUGUUUCUACAUGCCUAGAACCAGCAGUUUUCUUUCCUGGGAAAAACGUCCAUCUUGCCAAUGCUCCAUUUCUAGUAUUGAGUUUAAAGCUUUAUUUUUCUUCAAAACAAGAUUUUAAAAAGUCAUCAAGGUGAGAUCAUUUCACUUAUUUCCAAAGCAAUGUGUCCAUGCUUCACUUAAAAAAAAAGACUUUUCAGGAAGCAGCAUGCUGUUUUGGAAACAAGUGUCACCUGACUGGCUUAUUUGUCUAGUUUUAGGAAAAUAUAGGAGUUUUAACUGUCCAUACCAGACUAACGGGCUGUGGAGAUGGACAGUUUUUUCUGCAGUGUCUCAAGAUGCAUCCCUCCAAAUUUGGAGAACAAACCUCAGAUCAGCAUAAAAAAUAGAGGAACAGUUGUGGAGAAAAGGAUGGAUACGAAUUAAGACACAAUCAUACCGGACAUCUACGUGGGUCUCCUGUCUGUGAUGUGACGAGAGAACAAGCCAACGUUUUCACUGGACAGUUUUUGACAGUGACCAACACGCACUUUAAUGGCCUCCGCAUCUCUGGAUGAACGAGCAUCGCAGCACACGUUCAAAAGCUUAGUUUAUCUGUUUGAUUUGUAUUUGGUUAUGAUAAUGGUUAUGUCGAUAUGUUCCAUUGUCUUUCACUCCAGAAGGAAGACAGGACUGUACAUUCCACCUUCAGGUGGCGUUUUUGCUGUUUCUUUGUCCCCCAACCUCCUCAGGAAGGUUGUGAAGGUCGAGGGCACAGAAGAAGAAGAAGAAUUUCAAUUUCAUCCCUCAUUUUUAAUCCUCAUCAACAAUGUUCUAACAGAUGUUUAGGCUCACGUGUUCACGUUUCUUUUGAAGCCUUGUUCUGUUGUGAUUGGAUGUCAUGCUCCUUUGUUCAAAGUACCUGGGUUGAAGGAAUAGCUCCUUUUUUUUGCAGUCAUAAAAACCCAUGGAUGCCUUUUUUUUUUUUUUACCUCUGGGUGUCGAGUUUGCAGCUUCUCUUUUAAGUCAGACAAAUCUUCAUCUGAACCAAGAAGUUCGAGGAUGACUUCAGAACUAGUUUCUGUUGAAAUCAGGGCCACACCGGGCCGCGUGCUGUCGGGCUCUGUUGACUCCCGCAAUCUGUGAAUUGUGAAUUUGUGCAUGAGCAAAACAAUACUCAGCAAAAUGCAUUGUGUAACCACAAUGUCAACUGAAAUAAUAGUGUGCUAGCAAUAUACACUCACUGGCCACUUCAUUAGGUGCACCGGUAAAAUCGAUUGCAAUUCAGCUCCAUAAUAAGGAAAUGUGUCGUUAAUUUAAAGGUGGUGUGAUUCUGGUAAACAUUGAGGGGUGUCCUUCUUAUUUCCAGCACGGCAGUAAUUGAGUUGGGCAGAAUAUAAGAACAGGGUUAAUAUAAUGUAGUCCGGAACUGAUAUAACGUAGCACCUCUAACAGUGUAAAAAGAAAAUACCCUGGAUGUUAUUGGCAUUAUAAAAGGUAUACUUUAUGGCAGGACAGUGGUGUAUGACUGCAUUAGACUGUUCAGGUCAAGUCAGUUUGAUUUAUAUUUAUACAUUUAAUAACAACUCUGCCUCUGAUGUACAUAAUGAAGUGACCAAUGAGUGUAUAUGGAAUAUAGAUUGUAUAAUGGAAUAAUAAACACAUUUUGUAAUUGGAUUACAAAACACAAACAAAUUGCCACAUGUGAACCAAGAGCUCUCGGAGCCCCUGUGAGCCCGAGGGCAGUUGCCCAUUUUGCCCAGUCCAACCUUGGCUGAAAGUCACGUGCAUCCAUGGUGCAUUUCAGUUUUCAGUUGUAGGUUCAUGUGAAUGGAAAACAGUGUAUUUUGCUACUUUUAAGGGGUGCCAAUAUUUGUUCCCGACAUCCAGUAGUUGAGCAUCCGCCUCAAGAAUUCAACCAUCCACUCAACACUCCCUUAAACUGCAUGAGAAAAAGGCAGUAAAGCCAAACUAUCCUUUCCCCCAUCACAAAGCAGAAACUACGUGUUAGCACAGCUCCUAAACAAGGAAGUUAUUUUGCUUUUAACAGAUAUACUAACAUUUUAACCAGUCUUGUCUCAAUGAUUGUGAAAUGGAUAACGUGUUACUGGUUGUGUUGCACUGUUGGCUGCCUAUUGUAGUUUUUCCGUUUUCUGAGUUAUCUCCGUCUUACUUUGGAAAUAGCGACGUCCUGUAGUUUUCAACCUAUUUAAAUGCAUUCCUCUAAGAAAGAUACCUGCUGUGAAUCUCACCGGUCGGCACCACGAAGCGGUCGCAGGUACAGGAUUUUAUUGUUGUUAACCAGUUGUGUUGUUGUACGCCUGCCAAAGGCAACCACUCUCAUCAGCAUUCAUAUUCAACAGCACUCACUCUCGCCAAAACCAGUGCAUGUGAAGUAUAAUCUGGAGUCACAGCGACGGUGGCCUCAGUAACUUCGGUGCUACCAGGUGACUACAAACCUCUUCAGAUUUUGUAUUUUCCAAAACUAUGUACCUGGUUAUGUAGCCUCAUGGGUGUUACCGUGAUCACAGGAUCCCAAACAGUGCCAGUCAUCACUUUUAUAACAUUUCCUUUAUGAAAAACAAACACACACAAAAUUAAUUGUUUAGAUAUGUUUUUAUAUAUAUAUAUAUAUAUAUAAAUAAAUAUAUGUCUCAAAACCUAUACUGUUUCAAAAACAGAUGAGCAAUUAUUCCGAUGAUGUCUUUUUCUCUGUCAAAUGUGUUGAUUGAAGAGCUAUAAUGAAAGUAUUCAAUUGUUCUCUGACUGUUUUAUAAUUAUGUCUUGUCAUACAAAAAUCUGGCUGUGUAACUGAAUCGAAUGGCUGAGGUAUGUGUGUGUCUGUUUUGUGUUUAUGUGCGUGUUUGUGCGUUUGUCAGUGUGUGCAUGAGUGACUGCGAUGACGGGUUGUAUUGCCAAUUGAAUUUCCCUAUUGUUCCAGGCCACUUGUUAAAAAAAGAGAAACUCACUGCCUGUAUUUCUUCUAAAGACUCGUGUGGAAACACUGUUACUGUACUCUGGCCUGAUAUGGUGCGUCUCUUUCCUUUUAUAGAACCACUGUUCCAUCUCAAGGAACCUUCGCCAAUAUAAUCUCCCCACUCAUUUUAAAACUGUAACACAGUAAUCACAUGUAUGACACAUUUAGGAGAGCAGUGUUGCUGUGACCUCUGAACUUUGGUGAGUGUUUGCUUCCACCAGGUACUGACUCUCCUCAGGUUUAUGAAACUCUGCAGCACUGCAUGUUUGUAUUUUUGUAAUUGUUUGCCAAGAUUGAGGAGACCUAGACUUAAGCAUAAACCACCAAGCAGCUCUGUCUCUCAUCCCUAACUUGAUAAUCAUAUUUAUUAUAAUUUUCAGUGAAACCUUCCCGGAAACAUGUCCUGAAUUGGUGCGGUAAUGACAGUUACAGUAACAGCAACUCCUCCACCCAGAAGCCCACAAAGGAAUGACUUGUGCAAUAAUAGUGUUUCAGCAUGCAAUAAUAGUAACAACCCCUCAAUAGGACCGCCAAAUUAUCAACGCACAUCUGCUGACCCUUUUCAGUGAAAUCUUUCUUCAGAUAAACACAUGUUAUAAAGGGAGAACAGUGUAUUUUGAACAAAUAUUUUCAAAGUAUUAAAAAUAAGCCUGUUAAAUGUGUACAUAAAACAGUUGAAUGAAUGGUGAAAAUGUGAUGUUUUUUCCCCCUGAAUAACUAAAUGAAACCAAUAUUAAUGAAAAUGUGGUGUCUGUGUCUUUUUUUAUAUUUAAAAAACAGUGCAGUCUGCCUUUAAACUACUAGAGUACAGUCAUGGUCACAGUCUGACUCCGUGUCCAGAUGCCCCACGACUCUUAGUGGGGACUGAAGCGAGUGAGUCUGGCCUUUAAAGACUCAGGCAUUGGGAUUUUUGGGGGUCACUGUUUCUUCGUCCGUCUUUGUUUUCCCUCUGGUGCUUUGGAGGAUUUCGUUUUCUGGGGCUUUGCGUUGUUUCAUACAUGCUUUAGUGUUUCCUGCACCUCAUGGUUGUUGUCUGGUUGUACUCCUUUGUGUGUUUUCCCGCCUUUGUGAUCGUCUGCCCAGCUACCUGAUUAACUUCAGCUGUCGCUCGUUGACACUGUCCUUCCUUUUGUGUACGUCUUUUUUGUUUCAUCUUUUGAGUUCAUGCCUUUUUUUUCUUUGUGUUUUUUGUUUUGUAGUGUUCAGGUUUCCCUGAGUUUUGUAUUUACCUGCCGCCGGCUCUCCCCUGGACUCUCAUGUUGUAACAGAGUCAAUAAAUCCUUGAACUUUU
This is a messenger RNA of Pseudoliparis swirei, 7038 nucleotides long. It is a transcript of the gene rasa3, whose product is annotated as RAS p21 protein activator 3. Gene Ontology annotation, molecular function: GTPase activator activity. Lineage: Eukaryota; Metazoa; Chordata; Actinopteri; Perciformes; Liparidae. The transcript is spliced from 24 exons. Bases 284 to 2785 code for a protein of 833 amino acids. The record is from RefSeq and is a predicted model, not a curated record. Gene Ontology annotation, biological process: negative regulation of Ras protein signal transduction; regulation of GTPase activity; intracellular signal transduction.